Messenger RNA from Trifolium pratense (red clover), 960 nucleotides. RefSeq names its product ethylene-responsive transcription factor 13-like. NCBI's taxonomy places the organism in Eukaryota, Viridiplantae, Streptophyta, Magnoliopsida, Fabales, Fabaceae. Gene Ontology annotation, molecular function: DNA binding; DNA-binding transcription factor activity. The transcript has a single exon. Gene Ontology annotation, biological process: regulation of DNA-templated transcription; ethylene-activated signaling pathway. Bases 180 to 833 code for a protein of 217 amino acids. The record is from RefSeq and is a predicted model, not a curated record.
AUAUAGCUUAAGCCUCACAAUCUCAUAAUAUCAAAUCAAACACUCCUUCGAGUAACCGCAAAGUUGUAAACCCAAAACACAAAACACUAACACAACAAUCAUUAUUCUCAUCAUUCAUAUCAAACUUUUUCUUUUAAAUUCACAAAAAACAAAAAAAAUUAUUAUUAUCAUAAAAAAAUAUGGAUGCUACAAUAUUUAUGUCUAGUGAUUUUCCUUCAUUUGAAUCUCUUCAAAUUCAAAACCACUUGUUUGAUCUUGAACUUGAACACCCUUUCAUCAUGGAUGCUAAUUCCAACCAUCAAUUGUACGGUUCACUUCCAAGUCCCACGUUAUUAGAUUCUAAUGUCAAUGAAGACGCGUGUAAAAUCGGAUCAUCAACGGCUUUGUGUAAACCUAGAGUGCCAGCACCGGAAUGGAAGCGAUAUAGAGGCGUAAGGCGAAGGCCGUGGGGGAAAUUUGCCGCCGAGAUAAGGGAUCCAAAGAAGAAUGGAGCUAGAGUUUGGCUUGGAACUUACAAAACCGAAGAAGAAGCUGGUUUGGCUUACGAUAAAGCCGCUUUCAAGAUGCGUGGUAGAAAAGCCAAGCUCAAUUUUCCCCACCUCAUCGGCUCUGAUUUGCCGGUGGAGCCGAUGAUAGUGGUGGAAGCUUCGGAGAAGACUCUGCAAAAAUCUAAUUUGGAUUCCUCGCGAGGGAUCAUAAAGAAGAAGAAGAACUUAGUUGAUGUAUUGAAUAGGUUAGCUAAUAGUAAAAGAGAGUUAAGUGGAGGAUUUGAAAUGGGUUUAGGGAUUGAUAAUGUUCAUGUCCAUCAAUGGCUGAAUGAUUCUGUGCUGUAAAAAUACUGCUCAAUAGCUUUCUAUGUUACUAGUACAGUUAAGGGACACAAACCCAAAUAAUAUCUUGUUAGCUUUUUUUUUUUUUAAUUUGAUAAACCAUGAACUACUAUAUCUAUAUAUAAAGAUA